AUGGUUAUCACAAAAAACCUAGGAAAAAGUUGCUUCAGUCAUGGUUCUGUUCCAGAUGAACUGGGAAAGUGUGGUCACUCAAGAACAGCCAGUUAUGCCAGCCAACAGUCCAAGUUUUCCGGCUACAGCACGGGUCAUUCGCGCUCCUCCAGCCUGACGGAGCUCUCUCAUAGGAGGAACUUGUCUGUGGGCAGUGCCUCCACUGGGAUUGGCAGCCUACCAGAGCCCAGUGAGGACAGAGAGUCCCGCACACAGGCCUGCACACCUUUACCCCAGCACUUAGCCACACCGUCCCAUAGUGGGAUCACAGCCAACAGGCACCCUGUAAAACAGGACUCGGUUGAGUCUCAGUUAAAGCGAGUGGAUGCUACCAGAGUGGAUGCUGAUGAUAUCAUCGAGACAAUCCUACAGGGCCAAGACUUCAGCCGCAGCAUACUGGACUCCAGUAAUGAAGAGGAGGGUCUGCGGCUGUUUGUUGGGCCAGGAGGCAGCACUGCACUGGGCUCUCAGCACACCAGGGUUGGUGCAGGAGCUUUUGAACAGGUGGUUAUAAAACGCUAGACUGAACGUCCGUGGGGGAAGGUGAUGUAAUAUCCUGUGUCAAACGAGAGGACAGCAGUUGUCUUCGAUCACAAGUAGCAGUUCUAUUCUGGGGUCCUGACACAUGGGCUCUAGGAAUUUGUGGAAUCACUGCUCCCCCUAGUGGUAAAACUCUGAAGACCGACAGAAGCUUUGCUUAAGAUCAAAGUAACAGGAAAUACUUGGAUUGGUAUUCUUUUACCAAAAAUAGAUAGUUAUAGUUCUCACAGACACUUUAAAAAACACUUUGAACCACUGGUGGAACUGAAAAGACGUGUUACAGAUUCAGGACUAUUUUUAAUGUAAAGAUCAGCUUUUUUAAAUCCACUGACACAGACUGAUGCACUUUGGAUUGUCUGAUAUUUCCUUGGUUGGAUGCUGCUAAUUUAAAAAA
Molecule: messenger RNA, 973 nt
Organism: Sinocyclocheilus grahami
Lineage: Eukaryota; Metazoa; Chordata; Actinopteri; Cypriniformes; Cyprinidae
Product: protein FAM102B
Exons: 6
Coding region: 1-561 (186 amino acids)
Source: RefSeq, a predicted model, not a curated record